Messenger RNA from Rubroshorea leprosula, 837 nucleotides. NCBI's taxonomy places the organism in Eukaryota, Viridiplantae, Streptophyta, Magnoliopsida, Malvales, Dipterocarpaceae. The record is from the annotation of a GenBank genome assembly.
CUAGGAGAUUAUUGUGAGUUUGGGUUGGAGGAAUCAAGAGCAAUAGAAAGUCCAAGCUUUGUUUUCGGAAUCCGAAGGUUACUGCAGACAUAGGUAUCAUUUUGUUUUGAUUUAUUUUAUUUAUAUUAUAUCUUGAUAUUAAAUGGGAGUCUGAGUUCUCUUGAAUUUGUUGUGAACUUAUUCUGAGUUUCAUUCGAUGUUUACUUUGCAUUGGGAAUUUCUUGAUUUGGACAUGAAAUUGUGGAAUUAUCGCGUAAAAGGGUUCCGUUGGGCUUGGUUUAGGCUUAGGAUCUAUUUUCCUAUUUUUAGAAAAUUUUCUGGAAUUUUUCUUGAAAUUUUUUAAGUUGUUGGAAAGUGCAGAGUUGGGCCGGAAUUCAACCGGAGCACCUUCGCAAACUUAGCAACCCAACUACUCUGCUAAUAUCUCAGUUUAAAGUUACUUCAUGGUUAGGUGAUUCUGUCAAUUUCUCACAAUUCAGAAGGUAACCAAAAACACAGAAAAGCCAGGAUGAAGAGGGUAAAAGGUAUCGAUGGUGCAUCCUAGGGUUUCAUCGCUUGAAUCUCCAAGUGUGGCAUCACUUAGCACUCCAAUCAAAACAGGUAAUAAAUACAUCAAUCUGACUAGCCUACAUCUGUUGAUAUCUUGAAGCAUUUGGAAUCCAUGUUUUGUAUUUAAACUACUGAUAACUUGGGGUGAGCAACAAGUUUUCUGUGUGUUUUUGCUUGAUUUUCAUAUGGAAGGAAGAGUGGCACAAUUUUGCUGGUGUUUAGAAUUAAAUGGAAUGUGGAGGAAGAGGUAAAUAAAGGUAGUAUUUUGUUUUAUUUGCAUAAAGUUUU